Hippoglossus stenolepis (Pacific halibut) is the source of this 631-nucleotide messenger RNA. RefSeq names its product 2'-deoxynucleoside 5'-phosphate N-hydrolase 1 (gene dnph1). The transcript has 4 exons. The record is from RefSeq and is a predicted model, not a curated record. Gene Ontology annotation, biological process: deoxyribonucleoside monophosphate catabolic process. Gene Ontology annotation, cellular component: nucleus. Gene Ontology annotation, molecular function: 5-hydroxymethyl-dUMP N-hydrolase activity. Bases 110 to 547 code for a protein of 145 amino acids. NCBI's taxonomy places the organism in Eukaryota, Metazoa, Chordata, Actinopteri, Pleuronectiformes, Pleuronectidae.
CCCGCUCUCAUUUACAAAGAGCGCGGGAAGCUGCAGCAGGAAGCUGCAGCAGGGAGACGCGGAAAGAAACUUCAGAAACUUCAGAAACUUCAGAAACUUAAGAAACAGGAUGAAGAUUUAUUUCUGUGGAAGUAUUCGCGGCGGCAGAGAAGACGUCCAUCUUUACCUGAAGAUCGUGAAGAAUCUGAAGAGCUACGGAACCGUGAUGACAGAACACGUGAGCAACACACAGCUCACACACACAGGGGAGGACGGCUCCGCAGCAGGAGACAGGUUCAUCCACGACCGAGACGUCGAUUGGCUCCGACAGUGCGACGUGGUGGUGGCGGAGGUCACGCAGCCGUCUCUGGGGGUCGGAUAUGAACUCGGCCGAGUCGUCAACAUGAAGAAAAAAACCUUGUGUCUGUUCAGGCCGUCAACAGGACGCGUUCUGUCGGCCAUGAUCCGAGGAGCGGACGACGGCGAGAGGUUUGUGGUGAGAGAUUACAGCGAGGACGAGGUGGAGAACAUUCUAGAGGAGUUCUUCAACACGCUGAAGAGAACCUGAGGAACCUGAAGAACCUGAAGAACCUCUGUUCUGUUCAUAUUCACUGUGUUCACCACAAAAACAUCAAUAAAGUUUACUGAAUCA